UUGCUACCUAUAAUUAAUACGCCUCUGAUUUAAAGGUAUAGUACGUAUCAUUUCCUUCCGACGCCCAAAGUUGGAAGCAUUCAUCCUCUUAUCUAUUUAUUAUACAUCGAAUUGAUCUUGUUCCACUGAAUCUAUUUUAUUUAGAUGAACACAUAUACUCUUAAAACUUGAUUACUUUUCAACCUUAUCUAUCUGUCUUUCUAGGAAGAAUUUUAUAAUAAUUAAUUUUGUGAGAACCAAAUAUAUGUAGCCUUAUACUUCAAUCAGCAGGUUGGGUAUGCUUUGAUGAAAUCUGAUCUGGUGGCUCGAGCUCUUAGCUAGCUAGCUUCAAAUCACAAUGAAUGCCUGGAAGAAGAUUACCUGCCUAUUCCUGGUUUUUGUGAUAUCCAUGCUGGUUUCACUCUUUGUUUUUAAGGCCAUUUAUGAUGCUUGGGAUAAAGUGAAUGAAGAAGGCGCCAUUAGAGAAGUUGGAAAAGUAAAGCUCAUCAUUCCCAAUGGAAGUUUCAUUCCCACUCUUUCUAGGAAGUUGUUACUCCUGCAUGAUUACAAUGGUACCAUAAACACUGGCUUGGGUAAAAGGUUUGGAUCAAACUCCACUUCGGGUCCGGGUCUGGGUUCGGGUUUAGGGUCAAAGUCAACGAAUAGAAUGGAUGAGGGAGCAUGCGGAUGCACGGACGACGAUAUAGAAGUUGACCAGCAACAAACUAAGCCGAUGCCCAAUGGCAUUCCAACCUACACGGUGGUGAUAAAUAACCUCUGUGACGACGAAAGCUGCAGCAUUUCGAACAUCCACCUCCACUGCGGCUGGUUCAGCUCCGCCCGGCUCAUCGACCCGUCGGUCUUCCGCCGUGUCGGAUACGAUGAUUGCCUUCUCAACGACGGCGCGCCACUCCCCUCCGGAGGUUGGAUCUCUUUCAUGUAUGCUAAUACAUAUCCCUACCCACUCGAGGUGGCAUCUGCGUCAUGUUAGCUAGCCUUUCAAGUAGAG
Molecule: messenger RNA, 988 nt
Organism: Cuscuta epithymum
Lineage: Eukaryota; Viridiplantae; Streptophyta; Magnoliopsida; Solanales; Convolvulaceae
Source: the annotation of a GenBank genome assembly